UGUGAAGACGGGACAAUGAAGUCUUGUAGCUUAUUCACACGUGCGCCUCUGCGUUGCAUGAUCCGACCCGUAAUCCCUCCCGCCGGCGCUGCCCGGAGAACUCCGCGUCUUCCGCUCUACCAGAGGCCGCCGGCGUUCGAGGCCAAUCUGUCAGACCUGAAAAAAUGGCACGAUUGGGCUAAGAAUCAGGCCUCCUCAAUCGGCUCCACCUUCGUCGAAUUGGACAACGGCCCGGACUCCACACUCCUGCUCCGGGAGCUCAACUGGCUCGUCGAAGACGCAAUCGAGCAGCCCUCCGUCCUUUCUUCCCAAAUUUCCGGCGACGUCAAUUCACCGGUGUCGAUGAGGGCGUGUUUGGACGAACUGUACAGCUUGUGGAAGCAGCGGAUAGAGGAGAGAAGACCGUUCCAAUACGUGGUGGGUUGCGAGCACUGGAGAGACUUAAUCCUGAGCGUCGAGGAAGGGGUUUUGAUUCCCCGGCCGGAGACGGAGACAAUCGUGGAUAUGGCGGACGCCGCCGUGAAAGAAAACGCCGAUCUGAAGAACGGCGCGUGGGCCGAUUUGGGGACGGGCAGCGGAGCUCUUGCAAUUGGGAUUUCUAGGGUUUCCGCCAUUAGAGUUAUUGCUACGGAUUUGAGCCCCGUGGCUGUUGCAGUUGCAUCAUACAAUGUGCAGAGUUACAAUUUGCAGGACAGAGUUGAGGUGAGACAGGGCUCAUGGUUUGAUCCUCUCAAAGAUGUUGAAGGGAAAUUGAGCGGAUUAAUCAGCAACCCACCAUAUAUUCCGAGCGACGAUAUCAACGGCCUGCAGGCCGAAGUUCGUAAGCACGAGCCGAUACUCGCCCUGGAUGGAGGGAUGAAAGGGUUGAAAGACCUCAUCCAUCUCUGCAAUGGAGCUGCUACAAUGCUAAAGCCUGGUGGAUUCUUUGCUUUUGAGACGAACGGGGAGAUUCAGAGCAAAUUUCUGGUGAAUUACAUGGUUAUGGAGAUGAAAGGAAGCUUCGACCGUGUAAAUAUAGUUUGCGACAUGGCCGGAGUUCAGAGAUUCGUCGCCGGAUAUCGAGCACAACCCGAGUGAUAAAAAUCCCGUCUUGGUAAGGAAGAAAUGCACACAUUUGCUGAAUCUAAAAUAAAAAAAACUCGAAGAUCAAUACAGCAAUGUUAGAGAGGAAACGCUGUCUUUUAUUGCAUCUGCAAGUUCUUAAACUAAUCUCUAAAUGUACACACGGCGCCAGCUUUGCUGCCGCCCCGACGUUCAAUUUAAACGUCGAGGGCGCAAGCAAAAACCGUCCGACCCUGACAAGGGAAAAAGCUACAAGAAGACUGACUGACUAUUUACAUAAUGUUACGUGUAAAAUGAGAAGUUUCCAAAUCCUCUGAUCCACCAUAGAAUUUCAUGUGCAUCCAUUUCUAGGGCAAGCUAUUAACCAGGAAGAUCUCGACUCACCGGUACAGACAGGACAGCCAAAAUUGUUGUCUAAGACGCUCUUCGCCACUGUUUCUUCCCCUUUUUCUGAGUCAGCUUAAAGGGGCUCCAUGUUUUCCUGCGUUUCGAAGUCUCGCAGAAAAGUCCGGAUGCAACGGCCUGCUGAAGCCACAGUUCAAAUUCAUCCUCCUCGUCCAUCAUCUCGGCAUCCAAAUCCCAUGGAUAUCUGCUGGAAUUGGAUCUCUGAGUUGAUGU
Andrographis paniculata is the source of this 1680-nucleotide messenger RNA. RefSeq lists its product as uncharacterized. Gene Ontology annotation, molecular function: nucleic acid binding; protein methyltransferase activity. The coding region runs from base 16 to 1077 and encodes 353 amino acids. The transcript has 3 exons. NCBI's taxonomy places the organism in Eukaryota, Viridiplantae, Streptophyta, Magnoliopsida, Lamiales, Acanthaceae. Gene Ontology annotation, biological process: protein methylation. The record is from RefSeq and is a predicted model, not a curated record.